This is a messenger RNA of Xenopus tropicalis (tropical clawed frog), 5424 nucleotides long. RefSeq names its product KIAA0753. The record is from RefSeq and is a predicted model, not a curated record. The transcript is spliced from 17 exons. Gene Ontology annotation, biological process: centriole replication. Lineage: Eukaryota; Metazoa; Chordata; Amphibia; Anura; Pipidae. The coding region runs from base 202 to 2796 and encodes 864 amino acids.
AUUCCCGCCUCAGUGGUGACAUUCCCCGCUGCUCAGUUCUGAGAUCUAUUUUUUUUGGUCCUUCUCGCAAUCAGUACAUCGCUUAUUGUGCUUUGCACAGCUGUUGUCAUGGCGGUGUUUUGAAAUUGUACCUGCAGAACGGUAUGGAAUGCGCGUUACACCGUGUAACACAUCGGGGCGCCGGGAUCGCAGGGUUUGAAGAUGACGUUAGACUUCCAGCAUUAUCCAAGACCAGUCCAUUCAGUGUUAUCGGAUUUAUCUGGAGCUUGGAAUAUACCCGACAGGGGAAGCCAAAAGAUGAAGGAAAAUCAGCUCCAGUUUAAUUUGGAUGUGCUUGCUCACCCAAAAAAUUUGGCUGUCCAGUAUUCAAACCCAAGCCCAAUUAUAAUAGAAAAACUUCGCACAUCUCAGCAACAAGCAGAAGAGAUUACAGCAGUGCAAGAUUUAGGAAAUUCUUCUUCUGUCUCUUUUUCUGUUGUAUCCGAGGAACGUCUAAACCUUGCUGUUCAACUUGCAAAGAGAGAUGUGAAAAGGAAACAUAUAGAAGAUAGAUUUCAACCCAAAGAAUAUGGAGUAAAGCCCUGUGCUUCAGAAAAUGUGAAGAACAAACAGAAAACGCAAAAACAAAGUUGGUCACCAGCCUGUGGACCAAAAUCUGAAGUAACUAGCUCUGGAGCCCGGGUGUAUGUGUACACUGCAGAUACACAAAGAACACAGCCAGAAAUUCCAGACUCUCCGCCAACUCAUGAUCCAGGACCUGGCAACAGGAUCCCCAAAACAGGAGCAGAGGAGGGUGAGCAAGAGGUGAAGCGCCUGCAGAAAGAGCUGCACACGUAUAUACAGAAGAUCCAAGAGUUAGCACAAAGAGAACGCUCAGAAGAUGUGUUGGAUGCUGUUGAAGAAGCUAGAGGUCGGAUCCGCCAACAGGAAAGAGCCACGCGCUCAGCCAGGAUGCUUUAUGUUUUACAGCAGCAGGUAAAAGAAAUCAAAGAUGAAUUGGAACAGCUCAGUCCUCAGAAAAUACGACACACAAAAAAGUCUCGAACUAUGUCUAGGCUGGCAGCAGCCCACCGAGGAGCCAUUCGGGCCCUGCAGAUGUUUGUUGCGCAGCUGAAUGAAAAAGGUGAGCAGCAGCUUCCAGUUCUAUACAAGGACCUUGGUCAUCUCAUACGGCAGCUGUCCCUCUGCACUGCAAAAGUUGAAACUGGGCAUGAUCAUGCAUCAUCAGAUUUGAUAAUAUCUAUUCUACAGAAAGUUGAGGAUUUAAACAUCCUUCUUGAAGAAAAAAUUUCCUCACAUGCAAAAAAGAUGUCACCAAGUCGAGUUACAAGCAGAUCCCCAGCCUUCAAAAAGGAAUCUGCCCAUGAAGUGAAUGUGUCUCCAAGAAGAGAGAGAAAAACAUACCCCUCUCCAGUAUUCCAAAACCGAGAGACUUGUAAACAGAAGGUGUCCCCUGUAAGGCGGCAGCUUGUUUUGGAUCACGGCCCAGAGUCUUUAAAUACAGCCACCCAAACAGAGCCCAUACAGAACCGUGACCCACCAACACCUGAAAGUAGAGCAGCCCUUAAAUCAGGACUAGAGGCUUUAAUACAAGCUGGUGGUCUGAAAGGGUUGCGCAGAACUGGAUUUGAUCAACGGAAAAACAAGGGAGUAUUGCUUCCACAACGACCUCAGGGAUUCCGUAAGGUUCGCAGACCUGAGCCAUCACAGAGAGCAAAUUUUCAAGCAAAAACAAUGGCAUUUAUGCUGAAAGAAAAUCGUCCUUGUGUUCGGGAGAAGAAAACUCCUUGGGUGCCCCCAAAUCCAACCUCUCCUCCAGCUUCCGCAAAAAGGGUUAACUGGAGUAAACAACAGAAAAAGAUAAAUGUUUCCUCACCGGAAAAAUCGAUACAUGUUGAGGAACCCAAGAUGCCAUCACAUCAGAUACCAAAAGGUGUAGAAGAUGAAGCAGUAAGGCUUGCAUGGCUAGACUCUGAAACAGCACGAAGAAUGCAGGAGUUACACAAUCUAUACAAAGAAGAAAUUUCACGUAUACAGAGUCUCAGGAAGGAGCUGACCCCUACAAACAGAUUACCAACUGAAGAUGAAAAAAAGAAAAACAUACAGCCACAACAGAAUCCUCCUAUGGUGGCAUCUUUGCCUGGUUAUGUGGCAGAUAGAAGUUUGCAUGAAUCAGAUGCACUGUGCUGGGAACUGUCUUCAGGGAUGUUUCUGCAAGAUGCAAGCACUCUGGAUAACAUGAUCCAAAGAAUGGAAGAAAUAGAAAAACAUCAAGAAGCAGUUCGGCAGAGGUUUAGUCGGAUUGUGUAUGCUGACCCUGAAUUCUGGGCCCAGGAAGAGAAAGAGAGAGCAAGUGCAGCCAUAGACAAGAGACCACUUUCUCCACACCCAAUCAGAAUCACUAAACCUGUAGGCCAGAAGGAGCCAGUAGUGGACAUAUUGUUGAAAGAGCCUCUUGAAGGAGACUCAUUACAGGUAAGCAAGGAAGAGCUGACCAGUGGUUUUCUGCAAAGUCUUCCUCCUAACCUAGCACAGCGGAGUGAUGGACGCAAACCAAUCACUGUGCCAGUAGAUAUGCUACGAAGCAUUAAAGAUUACACUGGGCAAUUUCAACGGCAUCUUCGUCUGACAUCCCACGAGGAGGUGGGCAGCUUCAACCCAUGGCAAAUCUCAGAGAGGUUGGCAGAGGAGCUGUUGGAAGAAGCAUUGGAUGAGGUAGCGGCAGAGCUGCAGGAUGUGUGUGAGGGAUAUGCAGAAGCUGUAUUCACAUCUGAAUUCUUACAGACAGCUUCUUAAACGCUAUCAGCUGGCGCUAAAAACUUGCAAACUAUAUUUUCGGAUUGCAUUUUAAGAAUUGGGAAACAAUGUUUAUGCUGUCAGGCUGAAGUCUUGUAUGCUACAUGCUCAGUCUAGCAUGUUCAGCAUAUACAAGUUACUCAGAAUCACUGUGUAGGAUCUUCCAGCUUAUCAGGAGAACUGGAAAGGGUUCAGUCAUGAAAGACAAUAUAUCUUGGAGUCAUUAAUACUUAUGUCUGGCGUUUGUUUUGACGUACGUUGUUUGAGUACACUGUUUUUAUCAAGGAAAGAGUUCUGCAACAGGACUACUAUGUGUUACAUAUUUUGUUAUCACUAAGGGCUCCAACACAUAAGCUUUUCUGGCUGUGUUCCCCUGCAAUGGGUCUUUUGUGCUUUCUUGUUUAUAGAAGAGUAUUUACCCACACACCCUGGCCUUUCCAAAAAAAACCUCUAUUCCAACACAUGUAACUCCAAAUAAUGUGCUGGCACAACGUGGCAAUUUAAAGCAGGGAAACCCCCUGCGUGUUUAUUUAGAGGAAGUACAAAAGUAAUUUUUCGGGCACAUCCUUUCAUCAGUUAAUUCUGUACUUGCACUAAAUAAACACGCAGGGGGUUCCCCUGCUUUAAAUUGCUACAUUUUCUUUGGUAUUUCAUGCUUCCACAGCAGAACAACGCUGGAAGAAACACAACCCAGUUUAUUCUAUAACUUUAUACUCCCUGUGGCGCAGAGACGAAUAAUACAGGCCUGAGUUUUUUUCCUGCGUUGUUCUGCAUUGGAACUCAGGCAGAAAUGUUUGUGUAUAAGAGCCCUAACAAAGUUUUUACCUAUCUGUGCAAAUGGUUCAGAUACAUUACAUGAAUUAUUGCAUUGUGCUUGAAUUUAAAAAUAUAUAAUAGAGAAAUCUGUAAUCCUAAUGCUAAAAUGUGACAAUGUUUGCUAAGAAAUACACGCUCCCAUUCCUUUUAGCCAUUAUUUUAUGCGGAUGUACAUUUUAUAUAUCCUUUGUUUUAUUUAGAAACUCUCAUUUAGGGUGGAUCACCAUACAGCUACUUCAUAUUAAGUGAGAUGAUAUUAGUGUAGUCCAUAGUAAAGCUGCUGCCUGCUGUGUUGAUUAGCUUUCCAUCACGGAUACAUGCGACUUUCAUUCAUAUGUCACCAGCAACAGUUUAAAGAAAAAAUAUAUACAUUAUGUUAUGUAUAUUAUGAUAGCAAUUAUUUCCCUUUGUUCCCUUAACAAUGUGUGCAUUGCAGUCCCCUGCAGUGAAUGUGGUACAUGGAAACAGAUGCAAAAAUAUUGAUAUGAUUGUGUUUUAUGUUUUUCAGUGAACCUGGGUCAAAAAUAUCAACUGCUUAAUUUCUUAUAUAGGAACGAACAGUGAUAUUUGGCUCUCUGUUCCAUAUGCAGGUGUACCCAAUGUGAAAAUCAUUUUCUAUAAACUAAAAGUUUGUACAUAGAACUUUAUUUUUUCAGAGUUGGAGAGUAGUUUCUAACAUUUUGCAGAUAUAUUUUCUCUGCAGCCCUUUUUUUGGCAUUUAAAUGAGUGUUUUGGAAUGGCUGAUUCUAAAUAUUGGUAAACUGAAGGCGUGAGCAGAACAAUACUAAAAUAUAAAAAAAAAAAGUCAAAAAUAUUUUUGGACCCCUAUCUCAUAAAAAUGUCAGUAUCAGGUAAUAUCUUCAUUAUAUAGAUCUAACCCUGAGAUCCCCAACAUUUUUUUUUAUCUGUGAGCUACAUUUAAAUAUAAAAAAAAAAGUUGGUUAGCAACAUAAGCAUAAAAAUAGUUCUUGGGAGUUCCCAAUAACAGCCAUGACUGGUUAUGUUGAAGCCCAAUGUGGACUAGCAGACUAUAAGUGGCUCUGUUUGGCAGAACACGUGGUCUUUAUGCCACCAAAACUUGCCUCCAAGUCAGAAAUUCAAAAAUAAGCACCUGCUUUGGAGACACUGGGAGCAACAUCCACAGGGAUGGUGAGCAACAUGUUGCUCAUGAGAGCCACUGGUUGGGGAUCACUGAUCCAACCACAAGAGAAAUACAAGAGUCCCUAAAUAGGUACAAUAUAGCACUACAAUAACCCUGCAUAAUAGUUGCUGUGAUCACUGACUCUAGGAAUUAUGCUAUAUUCAGUCAAAUGUCAUUUUAUACAGACUGAAUAGAAACCAGAUCUCUAGAAACCAUCAAUUAUUAAAUUGCUUAGAUGACUAAUGAUUAGUUACCUCUCCCUGUUCUAUUACAACCUCAUUGUCUCUUUGGUAAAAAGGAUUUCUUCAUUUAAUAUGAGCCGUUUGCUAACAAAACAGGGUCUAUAUGAGCGGAUCUACUUGCAUAACAACUUAGGAAUGUGUUGUAAUAGCCACAGAACCUUCCUAGACCUGGAUCUUUUAUUUGACAUUGGCAGCAAAUUCCUCAGUGGAAUGUAUGACAAAGUAUCCAUGCCUACGCAGGCUUUUAACUUUACAUAAACAUUGUCUAGAAAUGCUGUUUUGGUGUUGGUAUAUUUAACUUAAUUGUGUUGUCAUAAUAGUGUGGGGUUUCUCUUAAACUUAAAAAAAGUGAAUGAAAAAUGUUUUAUUAAAAAUAAUUUUUUUAAAUGUACCAUUUAUUUAUAAUUUUUAAUAAAGAAUAAUUUAUUU